This is a messenger RNA of Ooceraea biroi (clonal raider ant), 2776 nucleotides long. RefSeq names its product feline leukemia virus subgroup C receptor-related protein 2. The record is from RefSeq and is a predicted model, not a curated record. Gene Ontology annotation, molecular function: heme transmembrane transporter activity; heme binding. Gene Ontology annotation, cellular component: membrane. NCBI's taxonomy places the organism in Eukaryota, Metazoa, Arthropoda, Insecta, Hymenoptera, Formicidae. Gene Ontology annotation, biological process: transmembrane transport; heme export.
AUCAAUAUUUUGCAACAAAUAACGAAUAUACAUAUAAUGAGUUUUGAUUAGAAGUAAAUCCGAUAUGAAGUAUUGGAGAAAAAUAUGUUUUGAAUAACAAUUAAUUUACAAAUGCUGAAAUACAACAUGCCAUCUCAUAUAAUACAUUUAUUAAUUAUAUUUAAUCAAAUGUUACAAAAAUAUGACGUGGAUGGCGUGCAUAUUGUCUUUAAGCGGUAAUUAAGCACAGCAACCGAUUCCGAUAAAAAUCGCGAUAAAAUUAAGCAUACGGUAUACAAAUUGCCGGUUAAAUCCUUCUUAAAUCCUUCUACUAAUAAAAUCUAUUUGAUCAUGAACGCAGAUAAGAUAUAACGCUGUGACGUAUCCGACACUACUGGCUUUGUAAUGUAAAUAUUACCCGUGUACAAUCACGUUGCUUUCGGAUCAUCAUCUUUUUAUCGUCGUUUCGAAAUCAAUUCACGGAAUAUUUUGGAUCAUAAAAGACAUCCCUGAGCGCCAUGUGCCGUUUUACUUCAUCACUCAAGAUUUCACGAGCAGACUUCUGAUACAGUGUGAUCGAUACUCUUCCAGAAAUGUCGAGCGAAGAUAUCUGGGGGUGUUCAUCGAAGAAAUAAUUCGAGAAAACCUGGUUCAUUCCCUUUAUCGACACAGGAUCAAAAUCGUGAUUGUACCGAAACGAACGGACCAAAGGUACCUGCGCACCGUGUCCUGAGAAAGCGCGAGAAUGACGGUAAUGGAAGAUAAAAGUCUGAGCGAAGUGCUCACUACAAAAAGUCCGACAGAAAUAGUAAAAGGGACGGGCGAGCAGCAGUCCGCCAUGGAGCCCUUAAAAUUGAAAGCCUACAAAAGAAGGUGGCUCACGCUGAUUAUCUACAUAAUUUACACCGGAGGAAGCACAUAUCAGUGGAUAGAAUACUCAAUUAUAACUAAUAUAGUCACUAGGUACUACGGGGUGUCUUCGUUAAUGGUCGACUGGACUGCGAUGUCGUUUAUGGUGUUUUACUCGCUGUUCGUAUUGCCGGCGACAUAUGCGAUAGACAAGUGCGGCCUGCGAUGGACCGCCAUCAUAGGCAGCGGCAUGAGCUGCCUGGGUGCCUGGAUUAAAAUCUUCUCUGUACAACCCGACAGGUUCUAUCUCGUCCUCAUCGGUCAGUCGAUAGUCGCAAUCACGCAGACUAUGAUCCUACCAAUACCAGGACGCUUGGCUGCGCAAUGGUUUCCUGCCAAUCAACUCUCGACCGCCACGUCUCUAGGUAUUUUUGGCAACGAACUAGGAAUAGCGUUGGGUUUCUUCCUCACACCUAUAAUAGUGAAGAAUCACGAAAACCUAGAUGACAUUGGCAAUGAUCUAUUAUAUUUAUGCUGGGCCAUUGCAAUCGUUACUACAAUCGGAUUUGUUCUAGUGCUCAUGUUAUUUCAGGACGAACCGAAACUACCGCCGAGUGAGACACGAGCACUGCAAAAACUGAAUCGAACGAAGAAAGGGAUCCGGGAAGAAUUCAUCGCACCGAUUAAAAGGCUCUGCAGAAACAAAAGCUUCAUCAUCCUCUGUAAUUCCUACGGUCUGAACAUUGGCGUAUUGAAUGCCGUAGAUACGUUACUCAAUCAGAUAUAUCUCGUGCACUUCGAGAAUGGUGAAGAAGAUGCGGGAAGAAUCGGUUUACUUAUGAUUAUCACCGGUAUGGUUGGCUCCGUUAUUUUUGGUAUCAUCCUUGAUAAAACACAUAAAUUCAAAGAAAUCACUGUAACUGUGUACUUUUUCACGUUGUGCGGUCAAAUAUUGUUCGCGAUAUUCACCUGUACCGGCAUCAAAUGGAUGGUAUACGCAUCGUCAAUUUUUCUAGGAUUUUUCAUGUAUGGAUACCUGGCGCUGGGAUAUGAAAUGUGCACCGAGUAUACGUAUCCAGAGUCGGAAAAUACAUCUGCGGGAAUUCUCAAUAUAGCAAAUAAUGUUUACGGUAUUAUACUAGUUAUAAUAUUAGGAAUACUGUUAAAAACAUACGGCGACAUCGUAGUGCACGUUGGCCUGUGCUUGACUCUGUUACUCGGUUUUGUUUUAACCGUUUUAACAAAAGAUGAACAAAGACGACAAGACGCAAGGAGGAAGGCUCAGUACGAGAAAAUUGCGAAGCUUAACAUCGACGGCCUUCUCAUCCUUGCCCUCCUUUAUAUCGGACUGGCGGCGACGUCAGAUUUAUCGGGAUAUAAGCCGAGGGGAUGGCGUCCUAAUGGGCCACGCUUUAAUCCCAAUAACAAUCGAUUGCAUGCAUAUUACGGUACCCCGGGAUUGCAAAGCUAUGGACCUCCGAAUACCGUGACUACCGAACGCAACCCGUUAUUCGUCACUAGCACAACCACGAUACGACCACGGACCACCGUGACCACCACCGUAAAAACCACCACGACACAACGCAGCAGGGAACCGACAACCGCGGCGAACGAGCAGUCCGAGGAUGAUUUCGACACGAAUCCGGCAUUGGCAAUCGCGAAUUCCUUUGCAUUCAAUCGACCGAUCUACAUCUACAAUGGUUUCCCGUUUCUACCGGCUCAGAUCAUCGCGCAAUGACACACAGCGAAAUAAGGAAUGAUCAUAUCACUAGAUACGACGCGAAUGGAUAGUGACGAAUACUGAACAUCUGAUCGCUGAGAAAAAUAGCUUUGUCUUUAUAUUAUCAAAGAUUGGAAAGCACUGAAUUUGUUUAGCGACUUAAUUAUUAUUAAUUAACAUAUAAGAAAAUUUAGAUUUAUCAUUUAUGUUUGUAUAAAAAGUAGGAUA